Molecule: messenger RNA, 561 nt
Organism: Drosophila innubila
Lineage: Eukaryota; Metazoa; Arthropoda; Insecta; Diptera; Drosophilidae
Exons: 1
Coding region: 1-561 (186 amino acids)
Source: RefSeq, a predicted model, not a curated record
AUGGAGUACAUGGUUGCACCGCCAUAUGGGAAGCAAGUGUUGAUUGGCAAUUGGUUGGAUCGUCGCUAUGCUUUCGAUGAGAAGGGUAAUGGCAUUUUGCCAGGUCUAAAUCCGCCACAAGAAUGCGAGCAACAUCGUUCCCUCAGCCAGGAUACUUACACUAUGGAUGUCUACGAGGGAGACAAGUGCAAAAGAGAUUUCGUGGAGAAGCGAGUCACACGUAUGCGCAACUUUUCGACGAGCACCUCGUCGAGUGUGAAACUCUUGGAUAAUCCAGCAAUGAAAAAUAAUUUCACAACAACAAAUACAUUGCUGUACGACUGGAUGCCCAAGAUGUUCCUGGAUCACUACCUGAAACAGAAGCUACCUUCUGCAGGACGUCCUCAACUACCGCAUAAGCCAGACAUGUUACAGUGCUUCGGCAAUCUGACAAAGACCCGCAACUUUGCCGAACAACUUCAAAAUGAAAAGGCCCUCGAAAACCUGCACCAUAUGCAAACCACCUACGACAUUGCCUAUAAUCUCUCGGGCAAACUAACUCAUAAUUUUCCUGCUUUAUAG